This is a messenger RNA of Halichondria panicea, 1372 nucleotides long. RefSeq lists its product as uncharacterized. The coding region runs from base 65 to 970 and encodes 301 amino acids. The transcript has a single exon. The record is from RefSeq and is a predicted model, not a curated record. Lineage: Eukaryota; Metazoa; Porifera; Demospongiae; Suberitida; Halichondriidae.
UUUAACAGUUUUCGUAUCAUGGGUGAAUCUUGAUUUGGGUAUAGAGACAUGCUUUUACGAUGGAAUGAACUCUCAAGCAAAAGUGCUCCUUCAACUUGUCUUCCCAGCUUACUUGUUUCUUCUAAUGUUUCUUGUUAUAAUUUUGAGCAACUAUUUUGACUCGUUUGCAAAGCUCCUCUCCAACAGGAACCCAGUUGCUGCCCUAGGCACACUCGUCCUACUCUCUUAUUCUAAAUUUUUACGGUUUAUCAUUGCUGCACUACAAUACAGGGUCUUGGAUUAUCCUGACGGUUCAACAAACACUGUUUGGUUGUAUGACGGCAAUGUUCAAUACUUCACUCCCAAUCACAUUCCUCAGUUUUUUGCUGCUGCCAUUAUCCUCAUUGCUGGUGGAUUGUUCACUGUACUGCUCUUCUUUGGACAAUGGCUUCCGCACUGUUCAAAAGUUAUGAAAUGGACUAAGAACACAAAAUACAUCGGCUUCAUGGAUGCAUACCAUGCUCCAUUCACUCCCAAGCAUCGCUACUGGGUGGGACUGCUCCUCUUCGCUCUGAUUGCUCAUAAUCUAGUAGUUGCAAUGGCUCCAGACACUUCUCUCCCUGUUCUAUCAGCUGGGUGUAUUGCAGUCGGACUGAUAUCAUUGAACAACCGAGUGUAUAAAAAGCAACUUAAUGAAUAUCUAGAAACAUUGUUUCUACUUAACCUCUGCAUUCUAUCCUAUGCCACUUCCUAUGUUGUUGAAACAAACCGACAACAAGAAACACUGGCUUUUUUUUCAAUGUCUAUAGCUUUCAUACUCUUUGUGAUAAUAAUCAGCUACCAUUUCCACCACUUCAUACUGAAGAAGACCAAAAUAUGGCUCAAGAUAAAGGAAGUUGUUAACUAUGUCAAAAGGAACUUAUGUGCUGGUGCUGCAGACAUUAGACUCCGACGAGCUAACAAUGCCCGGAAAAUGUAUCAGCAAGUAUAGCCGAUGAAAAUGAUGAUGAUGAAUUACUCAAAGCAGUAGACGACUAUGAACAAAGAGACGCCUUAAACCCACCUUACACUGAUGGAGCAAUGGAAGAAGCUGACCCUGAUCGUUACAUCACUCCUCCCAUCAUCAGACCAGCCACGAGGCCGGACCAGCUGAGACUAUCCUACAUGGAUGAACUAGCCCUCCUCGCCGCAGAGGACUACAGACCAGCCCCUCCCCCUCAAAGAGUCAACCGUCGUCCAGUUGUUACACACACAGAAAUCGGUCCGAUACACAAUGAAGUGUGAACUGUCUUAUUUAGCUGAGGUACCUUUAUAACAUGUACAACUUAAAUAAUAUUCGUAGACAUAUCGACAGUUACUGACGUUAGCAAUUGUUUAUGUUGCAACAUUGUAA